AGGAGCGAUGGUGAAGACAUGAGCACAGCGAGCCGACGUCCAUGGAGUCGUCUUUUAACGCCGUAGAGCUCAGAGAGCUGCGGGGCGGGGUAGGCGGGCGGGGCGUGUCUCCGACUCCGCCCUCGUCCUCCUGGACAGCGAGCGCAGCGGGAUGCUCAGUCCGCGGGUUCGAGAACGCCUCCUACCAGCAGGACGAAGAGUACGACUACCAGCAGGGGGCGACCGUGUCUGCAGGAUGUCCGCCUUCUACUUCAGCGAACAGCAAGGUGGAGCAGCGUCAGGAGCUCUCUCCACGCUCAUACGAUGAGGAGGAUGGCGGUGGCGGCGGUCAGGAGGAAAGUCAGGACUUCACCGUAUAACCCCCCGACGAUCACUCUGCAGACUAUGGCUUCAUCUUCGCCCUAGUGUUCCUGGUGAGCGGGAUCGUCCUCGUGGUCAUCGCCUACACCAUCCCCCGAGAGGCCAAAGUGGACCCCAACUCGGUGUCUGCGCGUCAGAUGGAGAAGCUGGAGAUGUACUACGCCCAGCUGGGCGCGCACCUGGACAAGUGCAUCAUCGCGGGGCUGGGCCUGCUGACGCUGGGCGGGAUGUUCCUGUCCGUGCUGCUCAUGGUGUCCAUCUGCAGGGGCGAGAUGUACCGACGCAGGGCGGCGUUCGUCCGACCCAAGAGGACUUAUGGCUCCAUCAACCUGAGGAUGAAGCAGCUGGCGACGGGGGAGGACGAGGGAAGGGAGGGCGGGGAGGGCGGUGGGGAGUUUCAGGUUGAACACUCAGAGACAAGGAAUCAAACCCAGGCCGGACCGAGCAGGAACCCUCCUCCUGCUGCUGCUUCUUCUUCUUCUUCUUCUUCUUUAAAUGCUGCACACGGAGUCAUCUAAGCGUCCUCUACUUUCACUUUGCAGCCGCCCUCUGAGCAAGCUGUAACCAUGGGGGACGCAAAGCGAUGCAAGUCCCCCGUUUGUGCCGACUGGAGGAGCACGUGUCGAGCGCAAGUCUGCUGGAGCGAGUGUGAGGAUAUUUAUUCUGACCAAUCACAGACUGACUUAAAGAGGCAGAAGAAGAAGAAGAAGAAGAGAGGUAAGAAUGUGGCAGCGUGGGAACAGAGCACACUAAUGAGAUAAACACUAUAUCACAGUUUGAAUAUAUUAUGAAAGUGUUGAAGCACAUUGUGUGCGACGGCGCUGCACGCUGCUGCAGAAAAAACUUUAUUUAUGAAGUCAAAUGUUGAAAUGAUCUGUCACGCUCCUUACGUAGCUGUUAGAUUAAUGUGAUGACAUACUCCACCUGCUGCUGUGAAUAAGUCUAGAAAGCGUCUUUAUCGGGACAUCGACACAGAGAAACGUUGACGUGUGCUGGUCGCUCACACACGGAUAAACAUUCAGAACGAGAUAUUUCACUCCGGUGUGACGUUUAUGAGCUACAGCAUCUGAAAAUACAAACAUGGUUAAACCUUCCUGAGAGAGAUGGACUUUCAGUUUCUGCGAUCUGAUCUGUGCAAUAAAAAAACGAAACAACGAGUUUUUAAAAAGAAGCUUUUUAGCGUCUUUAAGCUCUUUGUUUCGGUUUCUUUUGAGUGGAGAAAGUCCAAGACUUCAUCUCG
Messenger RNA from Labrus bergylta (ballan wrasse), 1600 nucleotides. The record is from RefSeq and is a predicted model, not a curated record. Lineage: Eukaryota; Metazoa; Chordata; Actinopteri; Labriformes; Labridae.